ACGUAACCUGCACAAAUCAAGACCAACCAAUUGUAUAAUAAAAGGGAGAUAUAUUUCGCCUAAAUGGCAUCGACAGUUUCUUUUUCAAAUAGAAAAUUUAUGUAUGUUUAAAUUGUCUCUAUGUAUAUAGGUGACAUUGUUUGGCCAGAGUGCCGGAGCAGAGUCGAUUGGUGUUCAUCUCACAUCAGGUGUUAGUGACAAACUAUUCCACCAAGCUAUCAUGGAAAGCAAUCCGUUCGGACUCCCUUUACGGUCACUAGCUGACGCUAAAGAGUUUGGUGGUCGUUUUGCGGAGGCUGCAAAUUGCUCAAGAAAUGACAUGACUUGUCUCAGAUCUCGAUCACUCACUGAGUUGGAAGUUGCAUUUAACAUGACGUCCCUUGAAGUGACUGACCCUUCUCUCAUAACAAUGGUAUUCCAACCAUGGAGUCCUGUAAUUGAUGGUUUGGUCGUACCAGCGCAGCCUAUUCUGACCUUUAUGCAGGGCCAAGAGCAAAAGAAGCCAAUGUUAUUGGGAGCUACAGUAGAUGAAGGAAUGAUAUUUGUGGCGGAGGCGUUCCCAAAUCCAAUGGAUGGUGCAUCUUACAAAGCAUUGCUGCUAGCUGUAUUCAAACCAAUGCAUUAUAAUAAAGUGCUGGAGCAAUACCCAGAGUGUACAGAACCUGGAUGCGACAACAGAGAGAAUCUGAACCACCUCGCCACAGAGUAUUUGUUCACUUGCCCACAACGAAAGGCGCUCAACUCUACAGCACUUGACAGAUGGUGGUAUAUACUCAACCAAACGUGGUCGUUCUAUGAGGUAUGGGAGCAGCCGCAGUGUUUCUACCGUGUAUGUCACGCUGCAGAGUUGGCUUAUUUAUUCAAUGUUGAACCUCUAACAACAUUUGAAUAUACAGAAGAAGAAAAAGUUUUAUCCGAACGUUUUGCGUGGUAUUGGACCAACUUUGCUAAACGCGCACAUCCAAAUGGAAAGACAAGCAAGUACGAAUUAACCUCGGAAAACGUACAAGAAACCCAAUGGCCACAGUUUAACAACAAUGGUGGAGCAAACUACCAAGCUUUACAAAUACGAGCAGCGGGAGAUUUUGUGAUGGAUCGACCUUAUGAAGAAAUUUGUCGUUUCUGGGAUGAACUAGACGCAUAUGCUGAACAUUACUGAGGUUUAUAACAUUUCAACGGCUAAUCUGGUAUGAAAAAAACAUAGCUUAUUUUCGGACAACUUGUCGGACUUUAUCAGUUAAUGAAACCACAAUUCAACCAUAAAAUAAGUGUAAUUUUUCAAUGUUUUUUAUAAACAAAUAUGUAUUUUGUAACCACUAGAAAGAUAUGCAGAUCCGAAGUUUAUUCAAUGUUUUAAUGCAGCAAUAUUUUCAUAAAGUUGAACUUCUGAAUAAUUAUAACAUUGUAAUGUUUUCAACUUUAAACGAAACAUGACCUGUGUUUAAUCUAAUCCUUAUACGUUUAAUAAACGUCUGUUUUCAAUGCA
Molecule: messenger RNA, 1486 nt
Organism: Ciona intestinalis (vase tunicate)
Lineage: Eukaryota; Metazoa; Chordata; Ascidiacea; Phlebobranchia; Cionidae
Source: RefSeq, a predicted model, not a curated record